CCUCUGCCCGACACAGACUUCGUCGCUUCUGGAGUCAUACGUAACAAUACUACUAAGCGGUUUAUUUUUGUACGAGCUGUGGUUUAUAAAUACCGUGUGUCAUGAUAGCCAUAAGAUUUAAUGUGUGUACUUUCUCAAGGAGUUUGCGUGUUUCUGAGCCUGUCCAGAGCUUUAGAGCGUUGACCUGUCGUUCAUCAUCCUCCAUCGCAGGACAUAAUAAUAAUAAUAUAAGUACGAAUAAUAAUAAUAAUCAUCAUCAUCAUAAAGACAUGCGGGUGAUGGAGGAGAUGCUGCGGAGGACCGUGUCUCCGUUACCGAAUUAUGAAACGAGAGAGAAAUCCCCUCCACCCCCUGACUCCAACAGUCUGGACUUCAUGCAUUUUUACAGAAACCUGGGGGAAGAGCAGAGACUCGUGUUCCUGGACCUGCUGUCCAAGGAGUAUGGGGUGGAUCACAGAGGAGCUUCGGAGAUGGCGCGGAAACUCGUCGAUACGCAGAUACGGGACUUGCCUACUAUAUUGCAGGCGGAAGACAGACUGCGUUACAGUUUAACCCCGAGAUAUAGACAUUUACUGAACCACAUUAGCAGGGUAGAGGGAGGGGUGAAGUUCCUGGUGGAUCUCCGAGCUGAUGUACUUGACUUUACCUCGAAAGUUACUGACAGUCCGCACCUGAGGGAUUUAAACAGCACUUUGAAGAGCCUCCUGUCCGAAUGGUUCUCUGUUGGGCUUCUCCGCUUAGAGAGAAUCACGUGGCAGUCCCCUUGUGAGCUCCUUCAGAAGAUCAGCCAGUACGAAGCGGUGCACCCUAUGCGGAACUGGACAGACCUAAAGCGCAGAGUUGGGCCUUAUAGGCGCUGCUACGCAUUCACACAUGCCUCCAUGCCCGGAGAACCUCUAGUGGUCUUACAUGUAGCCCUCACACAGGACAUAUCAGAUAACAUCCAGAGUAUCGUGAGAGAGUUCGCCACGUUGGAUGCGGUAGAAGAAGUGGAGAAGAUUAAUACUGCCAUCUUUUACUCCAUCUCAUCCACCCAGACUGGUCUGCAGGGGGUGGAGCUCGGCAAUUACCUCAUCAAGAGGGUGGUGCGAGAGCUGCAGAGUGAAUUUCCUCACAUGGCGCAGUUCUCCAGCCUCUCUCCUAUCCCUGGCUUCACAUCAUGGCUGCAGGGUUUCCUGGCUCAAUCCAAGAAGGAGGGUCGCGUGACCGAGCUGUUCUCGGAGCAUGAGUGGACAGAAGUGGAGGAGGCGACAGGAGCAGUUUCCGGCUAUGCGGCCAUCGAUGCCCUGCGUGCCCUCCUUGCCUCCGGUGACUGGCAUCGGUCCGAACGCUUGGCACGUGCUCUGGAACCGGUCCUGAUGCGUCUAUGCGCCUGGUAUCUAUACGGAGAGAAGCGGCGCGGUUAUGCUCUCAACCCCGUCGCCAACUUCCACCUCCAAAACGGCGCCACCCUCUGGAGGCUCAACUGGCACGCGGACACUAGCCCCAGAGGCAUGGCCAACUCGUGCGGCAUCAUGGUCAACUAUCGUUACUUCCUGCAGGAGACUGGCAUCAACAGCAAAGCCUACAUGCAUAGCAAAGUCAUCGCAGCUUCAGAGCAAGUGCUCAGCCUUGUCUCGCAGUUCCAGAAGAAUAGCAAACUCUGAACAGAUUAAUCAGAACAGUGGUUUGCAGACUGAAGAGUUUUAAAAUAAUAUUUGUUACAAAAUGUACUUUACAGGAAGCGAAUGCAAUUUUGAAGUCCUCUGUUGUUUAGGAGGUGAAUUGCAACUUCAAAUGGAAUUAAAAAAAAACAUAAUGAAAUAGCAUUUCUUCCAAGUGAGCUCGUCUACUCUGAACAGUACUGUGUAUGCCAUGUAAGAUGCUUUUUGAGAUAAAGAGGUAGAACUAGGCAUCUUUGUUCUGGCUGAGGGUUGAGUUAAUUUCCCCAAAAACUUGAAGAGGAACUUGAAUUGAAGUAAGAUUGUGUAAUUGAUAUUAUAAAUCGCAUUCACCAAGGAAGUAAGAAUAUUCAGACUGUGAAUAUUUAUUGGCCUUGGUUAGCCUAACCAAGUGGGAAAAGUAUAAAUGGGUACAUUAACAAGCCAAUGCCCAAACUCCAGCCACUGGAUGCAGUGCCGGUCGCAAGCCCGGAUAAAAUAGAAGGGUUGCGUCAGGAAGCCGAGUCAGUGCCGAGUCGUCUGCGGAUCAGAUGGUUGGCUGUGACGACCCCCUAACAGGAGCAGACGAAAGACUAACAACAACAAGGAAGUGUAUAGCAAACAACAUUGUAGUCUAAAAUCCAAAAUCUUGGAUUAUUGAUCCUAAAGCACAUUAAAUAUUUCUGUGCAAAUAUUUCUCGUGUUCAUGUUGUAUUUAAUUUUUUAGUCUCAUAAUAAUGAGAAAUUCAAAGUGAAACUAGUACAAAAAUAAAAUUAUUAAGACAGCAAAGAGUUCCAUAGCGCAGUGUAGCUAUAUUAUAUAGUUAGGUGCAGACAAAGGCAUGGCGGAGAGACUCAAAGUGCAAAUUGACGAGCACAAUGGUGUUGACUGCGGUAUUAUCAUGAAAGGUGGCCCAUUGGAACCGUGUCUGCUUGAGUAGCGUGUACACUAGACCAGGAGAUUAGAGCGCUGGGCAGGCUAAAGGACUAAAGCAUGGCCGCAUCGCUGCCUUCAGGUAGCAAUGAGUUCCCACUGAGACCACUAUUAGCUGGUAGUUGAAUACCAUUUUGGGUAAUGGACAAGCUGACAUGUUGAGAUAAGUGGGUUUAGGGUUGGAUUUUUCUUUUAAAUUGGUUACCACAGUAGGGUAUAUGAAAAGUCGCUUUAAAAGCACCCCCAACCCCAGUAAGAGGUUGAGAACGUGCUCAUUUAAUCAUGAUUUUAAGCAUUAUGCCAGCAAGCCACUGAUGGUUCUAGUAACUUGGCAACAGAGGCUUGAGAGAGCCAAGUGUGGAGAUAUCAGCGUCAGACACGUGCACUUUAAAAAGUCCUAAUGUAUGUUUCAUAUAAGGUGCGUUUAAAUAUUGUGCACUUUAGAUGUAUUAGAUAAUGAUCAAUAAAUGUUGUAAAAUCCAUUUUAGUUCAUUCAAUCCUGCUUGUGCUGUUUUUUUUUUUUGUUGUUGUUGUUUUUGCUGUUUCCCAGCGCCUACACAAGUAUUAUUUUCCUGCAUACUUGUUCCGUGAUUUUGAAAGACUAGGAGUAAUGAAGUGAGAAGAAUCUAUCAGACCCUGUCAUGUCCCUGCUUCACAAUGUGCGUUAGAGAGAAUGAGGCAGAGCGGGUGGGCGGAGCCUGCUGGAAUAAAUAAGGCUUUGAUUUCGUUAUAAGCGUGAGGCCCAUUAGUGUGGAAAGCUUGCGUGCUUUUUGUGCCGUUUUUUUUUCCCCCCUCGUAUAGCAAGUGGGCUCUGAUGGAUAAGUGAACAAUUCAUAGGAAUGUGGUUUCGCCAAAGUAGAUUUAUGUACAUAUUGAUUCAUUUGUAAUGAACAAUAGUCUGCAAUCACCACGUUUAUUCGCUCAUUUCUCUCGCCUAGCUAACACUAAAUGCUCUCAGUGCUUGAUGAAUAUUAGAUUUGGGAGAUAAAUUGUAAUGUAUCUAACAAUAAAGUAAACCAUCUGAGCAGGCAAACACAUUUGUAUCGGCGUUCGAUGACAUCCAUGACGGCCCUUCUUUCUGUGUUCGGAAAGAUUUAACGCUCUCAGGCCGUCUUUAUUCCUCCUCCUCAUAUGGAGGCUGACAGGACGGCGGCGCUCGCAUAUCUGUUUUCACUCUAUUGUCCUGUAAAAAUGUAUCAGUUGACUGUGAAAUUGAAUUUCUCGUCCUGUCCCUUGAGCUGCACUGCCCUUGAAAGGAAUAAAGUUUGAAAUAAAGUAAAAAAAAAUAAUAAAAAUCAAUCGAUACACUUACGAUAUUCACUCAAAGGAUGAACAAGGUGGCAGAAAGACAGUGUUUUAAGGAGUCCUUUAGGGAGCCUCUCCUAUAGGGAAGGGAUGUGAUGAAGGAAUGUAAAGUUGCAGGAUAGUGCUGUUACAGUGCACUUCAACACAUCAAGGGCUUCACUGAGAGGUGGAGUUACUAUGGUUACUGCCAGGAUACUCCAUUUCAUAUCCUUUAUUCCACCUUUUACAUCAAUUUGUCCUAAUGCGAGGCCAAUUUCUAUGUACGCUGAUGCGGCUUCAUCCAUCCCGAGUGGUUCCGAGACGAUUUCCGUGAUAUUCCAGAGCGUGAUCAAGUGAUAUCGAUGCUCUCGCCUUCUCUGUCGGAUGAGGAUUGCACAGCUCUGUUAGUGAAUUGCUAGAAAUGCCAGUGAAUUCUGUCUGUUAUUGCGGCAUGAACAGAUGUGUAUUUGGGUAAAUCCAUGGCAGCGUGCUGCACAUCAGAGACUGUAGCUGUAUUGUAGCCUAACAGAUCAGUUGCGGAUCCAGACAGCGGUGCUUGAGAGGGAAUCGGCUUAUUUGAAGUAGAGUGGUGGGGAAAAGGAGGUGUUUUCCUUUGCUUUUUCCCUCAAGGAUUACUAUGGCUGUCAUUCAGAGGAAAACCGUCUCUUUUUCAUACACAAAAUCCUGCUGAGAGUUAAUAAUGAAAGCUGCUUACUGAAAAAUUUGUGCAUAUUUUUUUUCUUUCCUCCAAACAGACUACGAACUUCAAUACUGAUUCUAAGCUUCUGCUUUAUAAAUAAGUUAUUAUGUCUUCAAUAUGGGUUAGAAAGGUUUUUCCCCAGAUGUUAAAAAGGGUAACAUUGGUAGGUUGUGAUCGAAGUGCAUGUUGAUAUGUGUGGGGGUAAUUGGGAUUUUGUUCAUGUCUGUUAAAUUAGUAAUAAUACUUUUGUUCAUCCACUUGUAUCUUUCAGAUGGCUGUGAAACAUGUACAGUACAUUACAGAAAACAAUA
Molecule: messenger RNA, 4869 nt
Organism: Clarias gariepinus (North African catfish)
Lineage: Eukaryota; Metazoa; Chordata; Actinopteri; Siluriformes; Clariidae
Gene: mlycd
Product: malonyl-CoA decarboxylase
Exons: 5
Coding region: 102-1646 (514 amino acids)
Biological process (GO): positive regulation of fatty acid oxidation; acetyl-CoA biosynthetic process; fatty acid biosynthetic process
Cellular component (GO): mitochondrial matrix; peroxisomal matrix
Molecular function (GO): malonyl-CoA decarboxylase activity
Source: RefSeq, a predicted model, not a curated record